This is a messenger RNA of Staurois parvus, 496 nucleotides long. NCBI's taxonomy places the organism in Eukaryota, Metazoa, Chordata, Amphibia, Anura, Ranidae. The record is from the annotation of a GenBank genome assembly.
GUCCUGUAGUCUCCUGGGACCUGUCACGUGUCUGCAGUCUCUGGUCAUCAUCUCCUGUACUAUGUCCGCAGUCUCUGGUCAUCUCCUGUACUAUGUCCGCUGUCUCUGGUCAUCAUCUCCUGUACUAUGUCCGCAGUCUCUGGUCAUCAUCUCCUGUACUAUGUCCGCAGUCUCUGGUCAUCAUCUCCUGUACUAUGUCCGCAGUCUCUGGUCAUGUCAUGUACUAUGUCUGCAGUCUCUGGUCAUCUCCUGUGCUAUGUCCGCAGUCUCCGAUCAUCUCCUCUACUAUGUCUGCCGUUUCUGGUCAUCAUCUCCUGUACUAUGUCUGCAGUCUCUGGUCAUCUCCUGUACUAUGACUGCAGUCUCUGGUCAUCUCAUGUACUAUGUCCUCAGUCUCUGGUCAUCUCCUGUACUAUGUCCGCAGUCUCUGGUCAUCUCCUGUACUAUGUCCUCAGUCUCUAGUCAUCUCCUGUACUAUGUCCUCAGUCUCUGUUCA